Molecule: messenger RNA, 1989 nt
Organism: Caenorhabditis briggsae
Lineage: Eukaryota; Metazoa; Nematoda; Chromadorea; Rhabditida; Rhabditidae
Gene: Cbr-pmp-2
Product: Protein CBR-PMP-2
Exons: 9
Coding region: 1-1989 (662 amino acids)
Biological process (GO): long-chain fatty acid import into peroxisome; very long-chain fatty acid catabolic process; peroxisome organization
Cellular component (GO): peroxisomal membrane; peroxisome
Molecular function (GO): ATP binding; ATP hydrolysis activity; long-chain fatty acid transmembrane transporter activity
Source: RefSeq, a predicted model, not a curated record
AUGGCAGUUCUUUCGAAACUUCAAUUGCUCGGGCAAGCGGUUCCAGCGAAACAAUAUGCUCCAGGAAUGGUUGGAAUGUUGGCUGUCUUGGCAUUGGUCAAAUUGUAUAAACAGGAUAUCAGAGGAACCAAACACCUGGUAGCAAAAACCAAGAAAGACGGUUCAAAAGGACAGAAAGCUCAUGUGGAUGGAGUAUUCCUCAGCAAAUUGGCUCGAAUUCUGAAGAUUCUGAUUCCAAGUUUAUUCUCAAAAGAGGCAUUUUAUCUAGCACUCAUUGCAAUUUCACUUCUCUGUAGAACGUAUGCUGAUGUCUACAUGAUUAUAACUUCUACGAAAAUUGAAGCCUCCAUCAUCGACCGAAAUCCUCUUCUGUUCGCUUUGGAAGCAUUCAAAUAUGUUCUCAAUCUGCCAGCAAUCUCCGUUACGAAUGCACUUCUGAAGUUUGGAAUCGCAGAAUUGAAGCUUCGAUUCCGUGAAAGACUAUCCACUCAUCUUUACUCUCAAUAUCUCAAGGGAUUCACUUUCUACAAAAUGUCCAAUUUGGACACGAGAAUUCAGAACGCAGAUCAACUUUUGACUCAGGAUGUUGAUAGAUUCUGUGAUGGAAUCGUUGAAUUGUAUUCAAAUCUUUCGAAGCCUAUUCUCGACGUCUUCUUGUAUCUUUUCCGCUUGGGAACAUCUCUCGGAUUCUCUUCUCCAUCCAUCCUUUUCUCCUACCUUUUGUUCACUGGAGUCGGAUUGACUUAUUUGAGAAGACCGAUUGGAAGAUUGACAGUGGAAGAGCAAGCUCUGGAAGGAGAAUAUCGAUAUGUGAACUCUCGAUUAAUCAUGAACAGCGAAGAAAUUGCAUUCUAUCAAGGAAAUCAGAGUGAAAAAGAAACAAUUAUGAGCACAUUUGCUAGUCUCGUACAGCAUCUUCGAAAGAUUAUUCUCUUCCGAUUCUCUAUUGGAUUUGUUGACAACAUUGUCGCCAAGUAUCUGGCCACUGUUGUCGGAUGGUACGCCGUUGGAUCUUCAUUCUUCGACAAGAAUCAUAAACCAUUUGUUGGAAUGUCUCGUAAUGAAUUGAUGCAAGAGUAUUACAAUUCUGGAAGAAUGAUGUACAAAAUGGCGGAGGCACUCGGAAGACUUGCGUUAGCUGGAAGAGAUAUGACCAGAUUAAGUGGAUUCACGAGUCGAGUGGAUACACUUUUGAAUGUGUUGGAUGACGUUAACAAUGGAAAUUAUAAGAGAACGAUGAUUGGAGAGAAGGAUGAAUCAAUCAAUUAUCUUUUGAAGAGUGAUUUGGUGGCUGGAUCUGGAAACUUACUUGUUCGUGAUAACGUCAUUCGAUUUGAGAGAGUUCCAUUGGUUACUCCGAAUGGAGAUGUUCUAAUUGAAAGUUUGGAUUUCGAAGUUCCGUCAGGAAGAAAUGUGUUGGUUUGUGGACCAAAUGGAUGUGGAAAGAGUUCUCUAUUCCGUGUUCUUGGAGAGCUUUGGCCACUUUUCGGUGGUACUCUUACAAAACCAGCAAAGGGAAAACUAUUCUACGUACCACAAAGACCAUAUAUGACACUUGGAACUCUUCGUGAUCAAAUUAUUUAUCCAGACAGACCGAUUGAUAUGAUAAGAAAGGGAAUUAGCGAUCGGGAUCUCGAACAAAUGUUAGAAAAUGUUCAAUUGACUCAUAUUUUGGAAAGAGAGAAUGGAUGGGGUGCUGUUCAAGAUUGGAUGGAUGUGCUAUCAGGAGGAGAGAAACAGAGAAUUGCGAUGGCUCGUCUAUUCUAUCAUAAACCCCAGUUUGCGAUUCUGGACGAAUGUACAUCGGCAGUCAGUGUUGAUGUAGAAGGAGCAAUGUACCGUUUGUGUCGUGAGAUGAACAUCACUUUAUUCACGGUUUCUCAUCGAAAGUCUCUCUGGAAAUAUCAUGAAUAUUCUCUCUACAUGGAUGGACGUGGAUCCUAUCGUUUCGAACAAAUUGAUGAUCAAUCUGAUCAAUUUGGUUCUUAA